GUUCUUUUGUGUAUUUCACUGUAUUGCGCAAUUCAGUCUCAUAUAGGUUUAAAUCAAUAUUUUCUUCAUGUUGAUAAAGUGUAGUUUCGUUUUAUUAUUUAGAAAUGGAUGUCAACAUUGUAGAAGGGAUAUUAUCAGAUUUUCAGGCUGAUGUGAUAGUUAACAGUACAAACCCGGCUCUGAUGUUGGAUCUUGGAGGGUUGUCACAAUCUUUAUCCAGGAAGGCCGGUCCUGACUUGCAGAAAGAAUGUUCCCAAGCAUAUCCUAACGGAAUAUUAUUUUGUGAAGUUGUGUCAACCAAUGGAUAUGGUCUGCACUGCCAGAAAGUUUAUCACGUGUCAGUAUGCGCCUGGGAUUCCGAGUUCGCGGAUGCCCAAUGGAUAUUGAGUGAAGUGACGACUGGAUGUCUUAGAAAGGCACAUGAGGACAUUAUGACGUCUAUAGCAUUUCCGACACUGGGUUGUGGAUUUCUGAGCCAUCCUCCCGAUAUCGUUGCAAACAUCAUGAAACAAUAUAUUGCACAAUUUCAAGAAGCAUUCCCAGUUACAACAUUAAAACAAGUGUUUGUUGUCGUGUUCACCAAAGCCAGAGACUAGGAACAUAUUACAAAAGCAUUUCAUCUAGUGUUCGAAAAUAAGGACAGAUCUGUAACAAGUAUGAACGCCAAACCUCCAUUGAACAAACCUUACAGUCUACCUACAGAUGUUUCACAAACGUGUAUACGUGAAAUGAAAAAUAACUCGUGCGUGAAAGUGCUGUUUUGUGGUCACCAAUGUGCAGGGUAUCGGGAUGAACCCCAGUGUCCACCCUGUAUGGACAAGGACUGUAUACACAAAGGUCAUGGCCAGACAGGGGAUGACAAUUGUGCCGUCUGCUACACGGACCCACUCAGGACUGCACCGUGUAUCUUAUUAAAUUGUGGGCACAAAUAUCACCUUCACUGUGUAAAGAGAAUUCUCGAGAACAAAUGGGUAGGACCGAGGAUAACUUUCAAUUUUAUUCUCUGUCCAAUGUGUAAGCAACCCAUGGAUCACCCAGAACUCCAGUCACUUUUAAAUCCAAUUCACGAACUUUACGAGGAAGUUAAACGUAAAGCCUUGACAAGAUUACAGUAUGAAGGCCUUGAGAAAUCAGACCAGAUUAUCAACAGUGCUAGCCCGUACUACAAUAAUCCGGAACAGUUUGCCAUGGAUAGAUACUGCUACUAUUCCUGUUUUAAAUGCAAGAGAUCCUUUUUUGGAGGCGCGGCGCAAUGUGAAGAUGGAGCAGAUGACGUGAAUCUAAAACCGGAAGAGAUGAUUUGUUCCGCAUGUAGUGGAUUACAGGGAGUGCUGAACUGUAAUAUCCAUGGUACAGACUUUACAGAGUAUAAAUGCCGGUAUUGCUGCACGGUUGCCCUGUUCCACUGUUUUGGUACCACUCAUUUUUGUAACGAAUGCCACAAUAACCAUGGCAGAAUGACAGGGAUGGGUAACAACUUGCCAAAAUGUCCUGCUGGUCCAAACGGAAAACAACUCACAGGGGACUGUCCACUGGGGAUUGAACAUGCGCCAAACGGAUCCGAAUUUUGUUUAGGUUGUGGCCUCUGCUCUAACUUACAAUCCUUCUAAAUUGUGACUUUGUACGUAUGAUAGAUGGACAUGCUUGUAUUUGUUUACUGUAAACUUUUCUUGCUGAAUAAGACUACAAUUAUUCAACCAGGACAAAUUUAUUCAAGUGACCUUUAUUUCAUCUGACAUUUUCUGAGAAUCUUGUUUAUGUAACCACAUGAACCAGUGGGCUAAAAAUGUAUGUUAAAUCAUUUCAUAAAUAAGACAGCAAUGUGUUCACUGUGAUACCAUUAGCAGUACAUGUAUAAAGUACCUUAAGUAUCAUUUAUUUGUAUUAAAGAGAUAAGUAUUAAAACAUAAAGCAGACUAUAUUUUCCAAAUAAUGUUUCGGCUUUUAAAUGUCAACGCGCUGUUCAUUCCAAACAUAUUUUCCGGUUUGGACAAUAACCGAACGUGCCCUAUAAAGAAACAUUUUAAAAAAAGAAUAAAAAAACAAAAACAACAACAAAAAAAUAUAUAUUUUGUUUUAAUCAGUGAAAUACUGAGUUUAAUCAGUAUACAUAUACACUGAUACAGCUUUGCCAGUUAUUGUUGUCAUGCAUUUUAUUUUUUAUUGAAUAAAUUUACUUUGAAAUAAGUUA
Messenger RNA from Ruditapes philippinarum (Manila clam), 2191 nucleotides. RefSeq names its product E3 ubiquitin-protein ligase MYCBP2-like. Bases 657 to 1610 code for a protein of 317 amino acids. Gene Ontology annotation, cellular component: nucleus. The transcript has 9 exons. NCBI's taxonomy places the organism in Eukaryota, Metazoa, Mollusca, Bivalvia, Venerida, Veneridae. The record is from RefSeq and is a predicted model, not a curated record.